Thecamonas trahens ATCC 50062 is the source of this 1890-nucleotide messenger RNA. RefSeq lists its product as uncharacterized. Lineage: Eukaryota; Apusomonadida; Apusomonadidae. The coding region runs from base 266 to 613 and encodes 115 amino acids. The transcript has a single exon. The record is from RefSeq and is a predicted model, not a curated record.
GUUGUUUUUUUUCACUUGCGCCGCAUUCCGCACGCUCAGCUGGGAGGAAGACGGGACGGAGAGUGCGCAAGAAUGAGGGGCUUUGAGAGCGAGAAGCAGGGAUAGCUGCAACAAGAGAAGUGUGACGAGUGGUACAGACGUAUGCGAGCACGGUGAAUGGAUAGGACACGGCAGGAGACGGUGCGGCAGGCGGAGUGGCGAAGGGUGGCGGCACCACGCACGUGUGGCGGAACGUUCUUUGGCAACGUUUGCUUUUUCGUUCGGAAUGAGCAAGAGUCGGCAAGACUUGACUCAAGCAGUCGGGGUGCGACAGGGAAAGGGACGGGAGAAGGUGACGACGGGGAGGGGUGGAGGUGGUGGUAGGAGGAAAGAGCAAGUGUGGUUUGGGUCGGGGUUCUACACCUCUGUGCGGGCUGGAGGAGACGACACAACAUGUUCUACGGCUGAGCGAAAAAAAAAAAAACAAGUGGCCCAAAGUCACCAAGAGCGCAAGCGCAAAGGCAUAGGCAACAGCACGCGCAAGGAACGCACAACGGCAUGCGCAACAGUAUGCGCAUCAGCACGCACAUCAGCACGCGCAUCAGCACAACGACAGGCUGCGUCGCCCGGCUGAACGACAGGAAAAGCCAACGCGACAAACAAGAAAGAAAAAGGGCGAUGCACCCACACCGAGUCGUAGCGACCAUGACCACGGCAACGACAUCAGACUGCAUGCUCUCUGCUGGGAGGCAACAACAGCACCGAGCAGAAAAACAAAAGUAACCAGAUGAUGAUGCGGAAGAACCGCAAGGCGCCAGCCGACACAACAAGGAACGAUCAACCACAAGCUGCUGCAGCGGCAAAGCCGCAUGUGGCCAACGACAACAGCAAGGAAAAGUACAACAAAAAGCCGAUGCAGCGGCAGGACCGCACAUCGCAUGCUCUGAGCCUGUGCAACGCCUUGACUGAGCAUGCGAGGCAUUUGCCCCGUGAUGGCACAACGGAACCGAGCGCCCGAGGGAGACGGCGCUGCUCGCGAUAGCGCCUCCGCGCGCUCGCCCUCGCACCCGCACGCUGCAGGUGCUUGAGGUCGAGGCGGGAGGGCGGCACCGAGCUGGCACCGAUGCGAUCACAGCUUGGCCAGCACCCCGAGGCGGAGAGAGAGAAUCUGCUAGCAGGUGUGCGGCCGGGAGGGUGGCGAAUGAAGGUCUUCUUGCGUCAAAAGGGAUGGUUUAACGCGAGGUUUCCGGUUCCCUCUCGUCACAGCGUCGCUUGCGACGGAGCGGCGAGAGGUGGGCGCCGCCAACGGCGCACACCUCCACAGAUCGCAGAUUCCAGAGAGUCUCCUCCGCAGCGACACCCGUGAUCGGGCCAUCGUCUGUGUACAAAGCAAGAGAGGUGUCAAGCGGUAGGGAGGGGGGGGGCUUGCGUCGAGUCAGAAGUCUGUGACGCGGCCCUUGAACGACCAGUCGUUGAAGCGGGUGGGCUCGGGGCCCGCCGGGCCGCCAACCUCACCGGUCUCGGUAUUGACCUGGGAGCGCGACUCGCCCGGGGCAGCAUGGGAGGAGGAGUAGAGCGGCGGCGGAGGGGUUUCAUCAGCCCAGUCCUCGACGUCAUCGUCGUCAUCGUCGAGGAAGGCGGACGCGUCAUCGAGCGAGUCGACCGGCGCGUGGUCGUCGUCGUCAGCACGGGCCGCAGAGAGGGUGAGCGAGCGGUUCGAGAACGGCAUGGCAGCAGAGGUGACACGGGUGACGCGGGCAAGGAGGGCGGCGCGUAGCAUUGGAAAGGGUGAACGAGGUGAUGACAGUGAGGUGUCAAGAGGUACGCUAGGUUGAAGAAGAGCUGAGCGCUGGCUACCGUUGAGUGUGCAGAGAGUGAGGGUCUCGAGAGAGGCAAAAAAGAAGAUCCUUC